This is a messenger RNA of Drosophila subobscura, 1219 nucleotides long. RefSeq names its product wnt inhibitor of Dorsal protein (gene wntD). Gene Ontology annotation, molecular function: frizzled binding; cytokine activity. Gene Ontology annotation, biological process: cell fate commitment; multicellular organism development; canonical Wnt signaling pathway. The record is from RefSeq and is a predicted model, not a curated record. Gene Ontology annotation, cellular component: extracellular region. Lineage: Eukaryota; Metazoa; Arthropoda; Insecta; Diptera; Drosophilidae. Bases 186 to 1118 code for a protein of 310 amino acids. The transcript has a single exon.
UCCCAACCCAAGACAAAUUUCCGGUUUUUCGGCCAGGCCCGAAUUUCCCACGGGUACGGCCCAGGAUUGUCAUUGGCUCCUGGUAUAAAUGCGAACAGCCAUGAACCUCAACCAUUCAGUCAAUCCAGAGACACAACGGAGACAACACACAAAUCACACACACAACACAAAAUCCACGCACAAAAAUGUUCUUCAUACUGAAUUUAUUCCUGGCCAUUGCCGGCUCCUCGGCGGCUGUCAUUGAGCCCAUGAACAUGAACUACUACCAGUACACACAGUUUCAGGCGCCGCUCUCGUGGGAGGCCAUCACUGGUGCGGGUCUGAAGCAGGCGCUCUCCAGCUGCCAGGAUAGCUUCAAGUGGCAGCGUUGGAACUGCCCCAGCACGGACUUUGUCAAGCGGCACACGGCACCGGCUACGGAAACGCCGGAGCGGGAGGAUGUCUAUGUGGCAGCCAUCUCCAUGGCUUCCAUCGUGCACAAGCUGACCAAGGAUUGCGCCAAUGGAGUCAUCGCUGGCUGCGGCUGCACAGGAAACGCUCUCAACGUGCCCUGUGCCCAUGAGCCAGCCCAGGCCGUGGAGCUGUAUGAGAAGCGUUUUGGUGCCGGCUCGGAUGCAGCUGCACACAAUCAGCGGGUGAUUGGCUCGCUGCUGCAACAGUCACUGGUACAGGAGUGCCGCUGCAAGCAACCCGGACCGCAGGGCAAGUGCCUCGAGGAGGAGUGCGUGAAGGUGCUGAAACCAUUCGAGGCGGUGGCGCAGGAUCUGCUGCAGAUGUACGACGAUGCCAUUCAGCUGGACAGCACGGCCAGCAAUCUGAAGAUCAUGUGGCAAAACAUUCCCCUCGACUCGCUCGUCUUCAUGCAGGACUCGCCCAACUACUGCGAGCCCGAGGCCAGCGGCCGCUGGACAGGCACACGAGGCCGCCAGUGCUCCAGGGAUGGCAGCGGUUCCGUGGAGGAGCGCCUCUCCUGCCAGCAGCUCUGCCGCGUCUGCGGCUACCGCGUGCGCACCCAACACGUGCGCAGCGAGCGGCGCUGCAACUGCAAGCUGGUCUGGGGAUUCCGUCUCCAGUGCGACGUUUGUGUCCAGCUGGAACGGCAGUACACCUGCUACUAGAGCUAAGCAGCAGACUGGGCCUGGGGCGCUGGUCAAGCCUCACGAAAAACUUAGAUUUAAAUUAAUUUAUUUGUUUGCAACGCUUAUUUAUUUCCACCUAA